GGGAAUUUGGCAAGACGCAUCCUGCACCAAAUUCUGUGGCCUGUGGUGUGUUACCUAAGAGAAGCAGGGGUCCAUGACAGCCACAUCAACACCUGGAAUCAUAGCUAGUGGGGAAGAUGAGCCAAGGAACUGUGUGGUGUGUGGGGACCGAGCCACAGGCUAUCAUUUCCAUGCUCUGACGUGCGAGGGCUGCAAAGGUUUCUUCAGACGAGCAGUCAGUAAAAGCACGGGUCUCACCUGCCCCUUUGCUGGAAGCUGUGAGAUCAGCAAGACCCUGAGGCGCCACUGCCCGGCCUGCAGGUUGCAGAAGUGUCUAGGUGCUGGCAUGAGGAAAGACAUGAUACUGUCGGCAGAAGCCCUGGCAUUACGACGAGCAAAACAGGCACAGCGGCGGGCACAGCAGACUCCUACACAACUGAGUCAGGAGCAGAAAAAGCUGGUCCAGACCCUUCUGGGGGCCCACACUCGUCAUGUUGGCACCAUGUUUGACCAGUUUGUGCAGUUCAGGCCUCCAGCCUACCUGUUCAUCCAUCAUCAUCGUUUGCCUACCCUGACCCCUGUGCUACCUCUGCUCACACACAUCGCAGACAUCAACACUUUCAUGAUGCAGCAAAUUAUCAAGUUCACAAAAGAUCUGCCCCUUUUCCGAUCCCUGCCCAUGGAGGACCAAAUCUCCCUUCUCAAGGGAGCAGCUGUGGAAAUAUCUCACAUUGCACUCAAUACCACUUUCUGUCUCCAAACACAAAACUUCCUGUGUGGACCUCUUCACUACACAAUGGAAGAUGCAGCCCAUGCUCUCUCUCUUACAGAUCGGCCUGGAGUUACCCAGAGAGAAGAGAUUGAUCAGUUGCAAGAGGAGAUGGCACUAACUCUGGACAGCUACAUCAAGGAACAGGAACCAAGGCCCCGAAAUCGGUUUCUAUAUGCAAAGUUGCUGGGCCUGUUGGUUGAACUCCGGAGUAUUAACAACGCAUACUGGUACCAAAUCCAGCGCAUACAGGGACUAUCUGCUAUGAUGCCACUGCUCCAGGAGAUCUGCAGCUGAGCCCCAGCCUGGCCUCCUUCCCCAGCCCACUUGGGACACACUGGACUGG
Marmota flaviventris (yellow-bellied marmot) is the source of this 1094-nucleotide messenger RNA. NCBI's taxonomy places the organism in Eukaryota, Metazoa, Chordata, Mammalia, Rodentia, Sciuridae. The record is from RefSeq and is a predicted model, not a curated record.